Messenger RNA from Anopheles funestus (African malaria mosquito), 2588 nucleotides. Its product is annotated as activating signal cointegrator 1 complex subunit 2. Lineage: Eukaryota; Metazoa; Arthropoda; Insecta; Diptera; Culicidae. The record is from RefSeq and is a predicted model, not a curated record. Gene Ontology annotation, biological process: regulation of DNA-templated transcription. The coding region runs from base 255 to 2360 and encodes 701 amino acids. The transcript has 5 exons. Gene Ontology annotation, molecular function: ubiquitin binding.
AUGCAUAAAAAACUGAUCUUUUUGUAUAAUAAUUCAUCAAAGCUGGAAAAUGAAUUCAUUUCUGCUAUCAUUUCCCUACGUAGUUAAAGAAUCUAGUUAUGUCACUACAAAUGGGCACAUAGUGCUCAUUGAAAUUAACAUGUGCCAAAGAGAAAAAAAACAUUCAUCAAAAGACACGGAGGCGUUUUCAGUAAAGGUUUAAUUAAUGCGUUUAUAAAUAAAAAAGGAAAACACAAAACAGUAUAUUCCAAGUCAUGGCCAACAGCAACACGAAGGAUUCCGGGAUUCCUUUGAAUACACUGAUGAUAACUCACUCGGAAGAUGGUAUACAGCGUAAGAUUGCGGCUCUGCACGCCACCUGGAAAGACACACGAUGCUUUACAAAGUACAUGGCUUUCCUAGUGAAUGGCCAAGAAUGUGUAAGCGAUGCGGUUCUAGAGCAAUGGGCAAACGAAACGGAAUGGUUUAUUAAAGAUAUGAAACAUCUGUUAAAGCUAGAGUACCACAAAUUCUGGUCCACUAUCGUGUACAACACAACUACCCUCGAGAGUAUCGUAUCGUUCAUGCAAAAUGCUUUACCGUUCUAUCUGGUGCCGGUAUUAAAAUCGAUGGAUAAUGAACGAAUCUUACCCUUGUACACAUCUGCCCACGCACUCGUGUUCAAGGUAAUCUUCCGUUUAACUACUUUACGAGAAAGCGACACAUGCUGGAUGGAGCCGGAAUUUUACGGCAAGCUUGUGUACAAACAUUUCAUCAUUACCGUACCGUUCCUGUUUGAUUUAAUAUCAAUCUAUAGUCGAGAUAAUAUUGAAGAAAUUUCUCGCAUAAUUGAAUUCGUGUUGAAUCUUCAACCAAAGUACAUUCAGGAUUUAAAGCAGGGUUUAAGCUACUUGUUGAAUGCAUUUACCAUCAUUCAAACUCGUUGCGAAUCGGAACUAUCGGAGGCAAACACUACAGAAUCGACGCUGAAUGAUUUAACAUUGUACGCGCAGGAUUGUAGCAGCGUGCUGGUGCAACUCAUAACGAUUUCCAGCACAAUUCGACAGCUAUGUUCCGAGCUAAACGUCGAAUUUGCCAUUAGCAACUUUUACGAUAACGUUAUAAUAGUGCUGUACCGCAAUAUUCAGGAGGUUAACAAGAAUUCGCAAUACUUAAACAAUCUGAAUGAUAUGCGUGUUGAACUGAUAGAAACGUUUCGUUCGAUACUAUGCGUGCAAUUAAACAAAAUACUGGAAAACUCUGAUGAUGGUUUGCUGGCUGCAGAUAAGUUUAUCAGCAUCCUAACGGAGUGCCUUGCAAACAAUGUAUUUGUUAGAGAUUAUAAAAAUCUUUAUGACAUUGAGGACGAUUUGGCAAUUGUACAGUUAGGUUACAAGUCAGUGGAUCAAGUAAAGUAUGAUUUCAUACAGAACGCGUACGCCAAAGACAGUGACGUGAAAGGAGACCUUGCACAUGCCGUGAUAAACUCAGAACAGGAAACUGAUCAAGGGCUUACAGUGAAUGCAGAGCAGCUAGAUAUGGAGCAAAGAAUCGAACAGAAUGUGCAGCACAUAAUGGAACUAUUGCCUCAUCUAAAAGCGGCGCAAAUUCGCAAAGUAGUCUGCUCUUAUGAUAACGUUGAGGAAGCUGUAAGUGUAUUGCUGGAACAGGAAAUUCCAGAUUCGGAAUCACAACCGGCUGCAGGGCAAGAAGAGCAGCAUAUUCCGAAUGAUCCUUUGGACGAGUUUUACCUUCGUACAGGCAUUGAUCGGUUAAACAUUUACGACGGCGAUGAGUUUGACGUGAUGGUGCAUGAUAAGGUGAAAGGAGUCAUUAAGAAAGGAAAGGGCAUGCCGGGACAGCCAAAGUCACUGAAUGCAUUGCUCGACGACAAAAGCCACAUACAGCAAGUGCGCCAUAUUUACCGAAAGUUUGAUCUUAUCGCAGAAAAUGACGUGGACGACGAUGAGUAUGACGAUUCGUUCGAGGCCAUUGCCGACAGUGAAUCGCGCCAUGUGAAGCUGUCCAAGCAGGCACGAAACACGUUCGUCAACGAGGUACUCGAUAAUGAAAGUGAGAGCGAAAACGAAAGUGAGGAAGAGCAGGAAACGAACCAAAAUCCCGCACUUGCGUUCUGCGAAAAUCCCGAACUGGCCCGUAAACGUUACGAGGAAAGGCAAAAUAGCAAAUACCAUCGGCAUGGUAGUGCAGCAACCGGCUCGAAGGAUGGGGAUGUGCGUGGUAAACCGAAAGGCCAGGGACAGGAUAGUAAGGUGCUGCUAAAUCGAAGACAUAAGAACGAGAACAAAUCAGUAAGCGGCAAUCAUAAUCGAAAGCAAGGUGCUAGUUAUAAGCGAAGCCGUGGUAUGUUGCCAUCUUAGGUUUCCAAACUGCACUGUAAAGUAGUUCAAAUGUUUGUAAUAUUUCUUCAGUAAUAGUUCUUUACAUUAUUAAAACCAUUUCAAUUGAAGUAUGUUUUUUUUGGAAAUGAUCACAAAAGAAUUAUAUCCAUGAAUAACAAAUUGUGUACAGUUACUGCUUAGAAUUCAUUAAGUUCAUUAAGCAAAAUACAUAAAAUUUAGAAUUGAUAAUAUACAAAAGAUUGAGAA